This is a messenger RNA of Oxyura jamaicensis (ruddy duck), 9024 nucleotides long. It is a transcript of the gene DCLK1, whose product is annotated as doublecortin like kinase 1. Bases 346 to 2535 code for a protein of 729 amino acids. Gene Ontology annotation, biological process: photoreceptor cell development; retina development in camera-type eye; protein phosphorylation. The record is from RefSeq and is a predicted model, not a curated record. The transcript is spliced from 18 exons. Gene Ontology annotation, molecular function: microtubule binding; protein kinase activity; ATP binding. NCBI's taxonomy places the organism in Eukaryota, Metazoa, Chordata, Aves, Anseriformes, Anatidae. Gene Ontology annotation, cellular component: axoneme; neuron projection.
GGCGGGGAGAGGCUGCUGCGGAGAGCCGCAUGUCAAUGAGGGCCGGGCUAAUGCAAAUCACCGCCAGCGGCAGCAGCCGAAGAAAGGCGAAGCAGCUGCAGCCCGGGCUCCCUCCCCAGCAGCGCUCUGCAGCCGGGGGAGGUGUAACAAAGGCGCCCGAGCCGCUUGCCGCGGCCGCUCCCGCGAUCGCAGCCGGGUGGUCGCCGGCGGCGGGGGGAAGGCGCCGCUCUUCAGCCGCCUCCCAGCUCGCUUCGCCGCCGCCUCCUCCUCCUUCCCUCCGCGCCCCGCCGGCAGGUCCAAGGGAGAAGCGCUCGUCGGGCUGCGGAGAGCAGAUUGAACUUCAAGAUGUCCUUUGGGAGAGAUAUGGAGCUGGAGCAUUUUGAUGAGCGUGAUAAAGCGCAGCGGUAUGGCAGAGGGUCCCGGGUGAAUGGUUUGCCUAGCCCUACCCACAGUGCCCACUGCAGCUUUUACCGAACCCGUACUCUACAGACCCUGAGUUCUGAGAAAAAAGCCAAGAAAGUUCGCUUCUAUCGUAACGGAGACCGGUAUUUCAAAGGGAUUGUAUAUGCUAUCUCCCCUGACCGGUUUAGAUCUUUUGAAGCUCUGCUGGCUGAUCUGACCCGAACUCUGUCUGACAAUGUGAAUCUGCCCCAGGGAGUGAGAACAAUCUACACGAUUGAUGGCUCCAAGAAGAUUUCCUCCUUGGAUCAGCUAGUAGAAGGGGAAAGCUAUGUAUGUGGUUCAAUAGAACCCUUCAAGAAACUGGAGUACACGAAGAAUGUAAACCCAAAUUGGUCAGUGAAUGUUAAGACAACCUCUACUUCUCGCUCAGUGCCGUCUCUUGCCACUGCUAAAGGAGGUACUCCAGAUGCAAAAGAAAAUAAGGAUUUCAUUAGGCCUAAACUAGUCACUAUCAUCAGGAGUGGAGUGAAGCCACGGAAGGCAGUCCGGAUUCUGCUUAACAAGAAGACAGCACAUUCAUUUGAACAGGUUCUUACUGAUAUAACUGAUGCCAUCAAGCUGGAUUCAGGGGUGGUCAAACGCUUGUACACGCUAGAUGGAAAACAGGUGAUGUGCCUUCAGGAUUUCUUUGGCGAUGAUGACAUUUUUAUUGCAUGUGGACCGGAAAAGUUCCGUUACCAGGAUGACUUCUUGCUGGAUGAAAGUGAAUGUCGGGUGGUGAAAUCUACUUCCUAUACCAAAAUAGCUUCAAGUUCACGUAGGAGCACCACCAAGAGCCCGGGUCCAUCCCGACGCAGCAAGUCUCCUGCUUCUACCAGCUCAGUGAAUGGAACCCCUGGUAGCCAACUUUCUACUCCCCGCUCUGGGAAGUCUCCAAGCCCAUCUCCCACCAGCCCAGGAAGCCUACGGAAACAGAGGAGCUCCCAACACAGUGGCUCCUCUACCUCAUUAGCAUCCACCAAAGUUUGCAGCUCUAUGGAUGAAAAUGAAGGACCUGCAGAAGAAGUGUUGGAGGAAGGUUUCCAGGUUCCAGCAUCGAUAGCAGAGCGAUAUAAAGUUGGAAGAACUAUAGGAGAUGGAAAUUUUGCUAUUGUGAAGGAGUGUAUAGAAAGGUCAACUGGUAGAGAAUAUGCUCUGAAAAUAAUCAAAAAAAGUAAAUGUAGAGGAAAAGAACACAUGAUACAGAAUGAGGUAUCUAUUCUAAGACGAGUCAAGCAUCCCAAUAUUGUACUUCUGAUUGAGGAGAUGGACAUGCCAACCGAGUUGUACCUUGUCAUGGAACUUGUAAAGGGAGGAGAUCUGUUUGAUGCUAUUACUUCCACCAACAAAUACACAGAGCGGGAUGCCAGUGGGAUGCUUUAUAAUCUGGCCAGUGCCAUCAAAUACCUUCACAGCCUGAACAUUGUCCACAGAGAUAUCAAGCCAGAGAAUCUCCUGGUUUAUGAACACCAAGACGGAAGCAAGUCUCUGAAGUUAGGAGACUUUGGCCUAGCAACCAUUGUGGAUGGACCUCUCUACACUGUUUGUGGGACCCCAACAUAUGUAGCUCCAGAAAUCAUUGCUGAAACUGGAUACGGCUUGAAGGUGGACAUCUGGGCAGCGGGCGUGAUUACUUACAUCCUGCUCUGUGGUUUUCCUCCAUUCCGUGGAAGUGGAGAUGACCAGGAGGUGCUUUUUGAUCAGAUUUUGAUGGGACAGGUGGAUUUUCCAUCUCCAUACUGGGACAAUGUUUCUGACUCUGCAAAGGAACUUAUCACAAUGAUGCUUCAAGUAGAUGUAGAUCUGCGGUUCUCAGCCUUGCAAGUUCUUGAACAUCCAUGGGUUAAUGAUGAUGGCCUUCCAGAGAAUGAACAUCAGCUAUCAGUAGCUGGGAAGAUAAAGAAGCAUUUCAACACAGGCCCUAAACCGAACAGCACAGCAGCUGGAGUUUCUGUCAUAGCACUGGACCACGGGUUUACCAUCAAGAGAUCAGGGUCUUUGGACUACUACCAACAACCAGGAAUGUAUUGGAUAAGACCACCGCUCUUGAUAAGGAGAGGCAGGUUUUCCGACGAAGACGCAACCAGGAUGUGAGGGGACGAUACAAGGCACAGCAAGCUCCACCUGAACUCAACUCCGAAUCGGAAGACUAUUCACCAAGUUCAUCCGAGACUGUUCGCUCACCUAAUUCACCCUUUUAAUAAAACACUUUUACUCAAAAGUCUUUGCUUUAACCCUUUGAGACCCUGAAAAUCCUUCAGACCUGUGUGAGGUGAUUACAUCCGAUUUAUCCAGCACUAACUGCUGGAAUGGUGGAACACAAAAGGGUGCUUACAGAAUCUUUGUAAGAAUAAUUUCCUAAUUGAUUGAAAUACUUGUUCUCUGUUUAGAUUGCAAAUUGCUGCUAACAUGAUCCUCAAAGGGUUAAGGCUAUUUUGCUUUUUUAUUUCAAGAUAGAAGCAGUGAAUGUUUUCAUCAGUGAAGCUAGGAACUGCAGUAUGUAAUUUUAGCACAUGUUAACCCUCUGAGUAAAUGAUCAGCUUAAAUCUUGACAGCCCACAUUAGGGCUUUAUUCUGGCUUUUCUGCUUUUAUACGCACAUAUCUUUUAUGGUACCCUAAAGUUCCUUGCUAAUUUCUGGCCAAAACAAUAUCAAACACACUCUCGCUUACAAGCUUUAAAAAUGAAAAUAAAGUGAAACUACCAGUAUCUUCCACUGCAGCUCAUUAUAAACCUGUGUUAUAUGUCCAUAGAAAAUUGACUGUUGUUGGAAGAUACCGUGCAGAAGAAAUGGGAAAUUCAGUUCAGGGCAGCCUCAGAGUUUACAGAAGAUGACAUGAUGAUGGCCACAAAAGGUUGCUUCCAUAUCGUUUACUGCUAAUGACAAUGCAGUGUCUUGGGAAAUGGCUUGAGGAUAUAUUCUGUCAUGUAAUGGUAUGUAAUGAUCUGGCUGAGAAGUUCCUGGAUCCUUUGCCUCACAUUCAAAAAUGUACAGACAUCCUCUCAACAUUACCUGAUUAUUCCAUAGAUAGCCACAGUUACUGAUGUGGCAAGAGUUAAAGAUUAAAAUUGAGAAUUACCCUUAAAAUAGCUAGAUUAUUUCUAAACUGAGGAAGACAAAGUCAUUUAAUAUAUAUGUAAAGCCUAAGCUGCAUUAGUGAAAGUUUUGUCUGAGAGUGGAUAAACUAAAAGACUCACCAGUUAUAUUUGUAAUAUAUCAUAAAGUGGGCAUUUACACAGAAUAUACAUAUUUUCUGUUUGUUAAAACCUCAACAUAGCAUUCUAGCAUUUUUAACUAUUACCAUAAAAUUGGAUUCCACAGAAAUAGUACGCUUCAUAGACUUCUGCUUCAAAUGUGAUAGUUUGAAACAAAAAUGAUUAUAAAUUCACUCAAAAUUCCGCUGGAAUGAAAAAUGCAGCUUCCAAAAUCUUAUUCUAAAAUAAAAAAUAACAUUAAAUUUAUACUUUAUCUUAUUACGUGAAAUUGACAAUAUUUCAUGUUUUCCUCUCUAAAGUUAAAAUUUUGUCAUGGUGUUUUUAGAGUCAUAAAAAUGUUGUUUCCUCUUUCUUCCUACCUCCUUUCCCCUUUUUUCUCUUUCCUUGUCCCUUUCUCUUCCACAUCUUAAAAAUAGAAAUAUCAAUAUGCUGCCCAAAAAGAUAUGCAGACUUUGCUGAUCUUGCUGGGAAGUAUAAAUAAAGUUUGGAGGAACAGGGCAAGUUGCCUAUAGUGCAGUUUCUGUUCUGAGUUGUGUUUGCACAUGGAGCUAUCACUACAAACAGUUGUGGCACUGAACCUGCAGCUUGUUGGAUCUGGUGUAAUGCUCUUUUGCAUUUCUAGUUGGAAGUAUCAUGAAUUGUACUUUAAAAAACACUGAAAUUGUUUUGUUUCUCCAUCCUUUAAAAUGCAUCUUUCAUUGCCUACGUCAUGAAAAUUUGUAUAUUAAAAGCUUUGAAGAUUUUGGAUACAAGAAUUUAAUCUUGUGAAUCUUCACACAAGUGAUACAAGUAUUUCAUACAGAAUGCAAUUAACUUCACCCAAUGUUAAACUAGAAGUGAGAUAUUUAGUGUUAAUUAGAUCUCCAGCCUUCCUUGGCAAUACAGGGAGAUAAGCAUUUCCAGGUUUGAUUCAUCCCACCUGUUACAGGCACACAUUUCAGGAAGGACUCAUGCUUUGAUUCACCUAUUGUUCCCACUCCGUUGAGUAUAGAAGGAAGCACUGAUAGAAGCUUACGUCAGACACUAAAGUUCAGGUUAUUGAAUUUAGUAGGAUGAAUCUCACCCUAAGUCAUUAGGAGACUGAUCUCUGAAUACACACCCACGGGCAGAAGCCCAGUGCUGGCACAUGGGCUCAGUUAUUCUAGUUAGAACCUGAAUAACGACAUUAUAACCGAAGUGAAACAAAUAGUUAUCUUGUUGGAGAACGCCACAGGUGCAAGAGGUGAAGGGAUAAAGGAACUGCCAUACCUCAGUUUUCAAAUUCUAGGGUUUGGGAAGGGCUGCAUCUAUGGCAGAUCCUUGACAAUGCCCAUCUAACCCUAGAGUCCCUUCAGGGAGAAGUCCUUUGGUCAAUAGGGCACAGCCACUGCCAUGUUAAUGGCUGUAGUUUCAUAACAUUUGGAUAGGACAUGGAUUAUUUUAUCAUGGGACCAAACUCUCUGCUAAGGUAAAUUCUUCCUUGCUACUUACUUACCUACAUCACUUUUUAGUAGUUCAGGAUCUGGCACGUGUUUUUUCCAGCAUGGUCCUUCCCACAUUGUAUUACAGCUAUCCCUUUAGAAUAGAUGCAGCUCAACCAUGUAAAUGCUAGACAUACAUUUGGUAACAAAAAGCUGUCCAUUAAUACCACAUGUUCCUUGACUGCUGGGAAAAUUUGGCAGGCAUAACGAAAAGGCCAAUGGUCAUUCUUCUUAAUUAGAAAAAAAACAUUUCACCUUACGCAUGAGAAAUAUUAUUCAAAAAACGUUUGGGAUUUUGCAUCGCCUUUGCUUUGCUUUGGAAUACAGGGUUAUCAUUAAAAUAAGAUGUUUGGCUCCUUCAUCUUGCACCAUCUUGCACUACUUAAAAUGUAUGUAGAAAUAAUCCUAGAUCCUGAAAUCCCUACUCAUCUCCAGCAUCUUAUGUGUUUCUGAUCUUUGGUUCAUGUUUUAUGAACAUAACUAUAGAAAUAUUUAUUUAAAGUUAUUUUUAGGUCUGUGAGAGAUUGAGUUUCAAAUUGCUGAUAGGUUCUUCUUAGGCUUCAAGGAAUAGUGUCUGAGUAUUUAAACUGUUUUAAAAGAGGUUUCCAUGCUGGUUUUAAAUAUAUUUGUAUAUAUUUUAAAUGUAACCAUAUAUAUCUAUAUGUACGUACGGUUUUGUGGAUAUAGUAAUGGUUCAGGCUUGUUUGCUAGCAUCUGCCCCUUUUCUUGUGUAACCUCAGAAUUCCUGGGGGUAAGUGAAGGCAGAAUACAUGGCCUAAAAAUAUCUGAAACACCAAUGGGGAAAAAGAAAAAAAAAAAAGAUAAUAAAGAAUCAGACUAUUUCUAAUGUGAUAAACUGAGAGACAGUAUAGCACACCUUGGUCAUUUUAUUGUAACGCAUACCAGUUCUCCUGACUGCUUCCUUCAUUUCACUUUUGAAUCUUCUUUGCAUCGUAUUGGUGCUAAAUGUGAUGAGUUUUUUUUUUUUUGUUUCUUUGGUUUUGUUUUGUUUUGUUUUUAAUGUGUAUUAUGUAUAGAAGACCAGCUUCCUCCCACCAAGCUUAUGUAGUUAACUGAGAUGGAUGGCAGUCAUGGUGGGCACCAUCUAUCAUGAAGGAGAUGGAGAGAAGCACUUCUACAGGGUGACUCAGGUUAUCUAAUACUUGGUCUCGAGAUGCCUGUUGGUGUGAUCUAAGUAUUAACAGGAGAAUAGAACAGGGUCACUUCCAGCUUGAUUCCUCUCAAUUAAAUGUAAGUGGGGAUAAGGUGGAGUCUACCCUAAGUGCAAUAUUCAGUGAGUUUGCACGCAGUAAGCAAACUUCAAUGUGAAAAUGUAGUGAUAGGUGAUAGCACAGUGAAAUGGUCCUGAAAUGGGCUUCCUCUCAUCUAGAUGCAUCCAUCUAAGAGUUAAGCAUCUGAUCUAAGGCAAUCACCUCAGCUUCCCUUAUAGUUCCCCUAUAGAGACUAGCUUCUCUAGCGAAUAAUUAAAAUUCUAGGAUGGAUGAAUCGCUCACAAGAUGAGGUGGCUAGCCCGAAUAUAUUUUGAACAUGAUUUAAUAAUUCAUGACAAAGAAAUUAAUUUCUCAGUUAUAAUUUUCCUAGCAUUAAUGUACAAAAAUCCAGAAUACCAUGGUUAUACUCAGAGGGUUAACAGAAAAGCACAAGGCAUGCUGAUUACAUUGGUGUAUCCAAACUGCUUUGCUUUUUUAGCCAGUGUUUGCCGAUUUUUUUCAGAAAAUUCUUGAAAAAUUUCAAGUUUGAAAUAAUUUAAGUGUUGUUGUUUAAGGAAUUUCUAUAACCAAAUUAAUCUUAUUUUUAGCUUAACUUAUCACAGGAAUAAUAUGUAUCAUUGAUGCAGUGUAAGUCUGUAGUUCUCAAUUUUAUUAAUUCCACAAGUGAUUCCAGAAAUCUCUCUUUUUUUUAAGUACUUACUCUAGAGCUUACAAUGGUGGCAUAGGUGACUGAGACUGUCUUUCUUAUUGGUAAACAGACAAUAUUGUAAUUUCAAGAAAGUCCUCAGAAUCAACUUUUCAGUUUGGUAGUGUACUAGUUAGGGGAAAACUAACUCAUGACAUGCAUUGUGUAAAUCAUCUUUGUAGAUGAAGAUCGUUCAUAUUAAUGAACACUUUUCUUUUUCCUUGACAUUGUAGCAGAAACUGUUUACUUGUUAAUGAACAACCAAUACAUUAAUUUGCUUCAGACUGUUAGAGGGGAAAGUGAGAUUCCAGUCAUUGAUGAUGUUAUUGCUUUACAGUAGCCCUCAUCUAAUUUAAAUGUGGUGCAUACUACAAUAAGCAAAGCCAAACCUGUGAAUAAACUCCUGAAAAAGCCUGGUGGGUCUUUAUUCAGUUGGGUGCUUGCGUACAGUAGUGUGUGACAGCAGGAAGGCUUUCAAGAAUUGUUGAAAUGAAAGUGAUAUAUCCACAAAUAAGAGCUAAAUUGCAAUCCUUUCCCUAUGGGGCAUAUAUAUGUUUAAUAAUAAUAAUAAUAAUAAAAAAUAAGAAAGAAAAUAAAUGAAAAAGAAAAAAGAAAAAUUGGCUCAGAGGUUUGCAGCACUACUAUAUUACCACAGGGCAAGCACAUUAAAUCAUUGUUAUAUUUGCUAGCCUGGGGUGUAUGUUAGAAAAUGGCAUCUUUUUUAUUUAGUUUAGAUUGUGGGCAGGGAGAGCUUUCCUAAUAUUAUUGCAGUGCCUGCUAGUGCUGCCAUGGUUAAGGCUGUGUUAGUAUUUCCAUUAUAACCUCUUAUUCUCAAAGGUUUUUAAUUUGAUCGUAAAAAUUGGCUUCAGGCAGAAACUUGGCAUACAGUUUUUCAGCUCAGAGUGAUUCCUUUCCUAAAAUACAGGGGAAAUCAGCUUGACCCCUUCAACAUUUAUUUUCUAACUGUACACAAACAUUCACAUACACAGACACAAAUUGGAGGACCUUAAACAAAGGCCAAUUUAUGCAGCCAAUUCCAAAUGUGUUAUGUUUUCAAGCAUAUCUUCCAGGCCUUAACUACAAAGCUGACAGCUCAGAACUUUGGGGCAUUUUGAAAACCGGGGAGAAAACUCAGUUAUCAAGAGCAAAAAUGUUCCACAUGUGGGACGGUUUUAUUUCAACGUGACUAGCAUUUAAAGUCUGUGCAGUAAUGGGGUUGUAUAUACACCCCGCCGAGUGCUCAUGUAAUUCCUAAACCCAUUAGUGUAAGUCAUUCCACGUAGCAAAAGCUAAAUGUGAAUAAGCUGAAUUUCCCCAUAACCUUGGGAGAGGAAGCAGUUUCAUCUUGUGCUUUAGAGUAGCACCAUGGACAAAGCUGACAUGCCACCAGCCAAAAGUGUCUGGAAAGAGAAGAAUCAAAGGAGCAUGUUUUCUCUUAAAGGAAAAAUGUAUAUAUGUCUGAAUAAGACAGGUUUGAAAGCUCGCACUGAAUAAGAGAGGUAUUAAAAGCAUUUUCAAAAGCAGAAGUAUGGAAUCAUGCAACUAUAAAAGUGCAAGGAGCCACUCAGUAUAAUGAAUCCAUGUGCGGAGCCAAUCAGCUACUAAUCUGGAGCAAAUUUACAGCUACAAACAGACAUAAUUAAUAUACAAAUCAAGCACACCCAGCGGCAGAUGGAAUUGAAAUCCUAGUUCUUUUAGCAAACAUAAUGCAGACCUCUUCCUCGUAUAUUCACUAAAUGAGACCGUGUGUAGCUGUUUGAAGUUGUGUUACAUACAGGCUGGUGGGGAAAUUAGGUGUUCAAAAAAUGACUGUAAGUUAUUUUAUUUAUUUAAUUAUUUUUUAAUACCAAUUCCACAGCAUGCUUCUACCUUAAUGGUUCCUUUUGGAAAAUGACAGCUUUCAAAAGUGAUGUCUAUGCAUUUUUUACUUGUCUGCAUAUAUACUUGGAUAGCCCAUGCCGAACACCUUCAAUAAAAACUGAGUUGCCAUA